Dermacentor silvarum is the source of this 3013-nucleotide messenger RNA. RefSeq lists its product as uncharacterized. The record is from RefSeq and is a predicted model, not a curated record. NCBI's taxonomy places the organism in Eukaryota, Metazoa, Arthropoda, Arachnida, Ixodida, Ixodidae. The coding region runs from base 101 to 2464 and encodes 787 amino acids. The transcript is spliced from 2 exons.
CAACAAAUCAAGCUGCUGUUGCGUCUGCGCAGGAGUCAAGUCAGAGCUGAUUACUGCUGUCAGGGCGGUGGCCAAAGAAGGGUCCUCGGAAGAGACUGGUAUGGACUCGACGAACGCAUAUGCUUGUCCCCGGUGCCACCAAAGAACGUGUUCUUUAGCUACCCUUUUCCGGCACUUUUGCACAUGGCAUGGUGCAGAGAGUAACUGGCAUUGCAAUCUGGAAGGCUGCGUCAAGACUUACAGACUGUAUAGCACCUUCCGGAAGCAUGUCAGGCAACACCACAACCAUUUGUUCCUAACAAGUACCAGUGAGACCCCUGUGGAGCCAGUACACUUCAACAGUGCACAUGGUGCAAUGGAGGACUCCUUCAGUGUGUCCAGUGAUGAAGAGCCUGAACAGGGAUGUAGCAGCAAUACUGCGGUGCUUGACACCAGUGAUCAAUGUGCAAUGCAUUUGUCCUCUCUGCUGUUGAAGUGGCAAGAGGGAAGACAAUUACCGGAAAGCACGACUAAUGAAAUUGCCAAUGAUUUGCUCCACUUCAUUACAGAGUUCAAAGCGACAUUUAAUUCAGUGGAAAUUACAAGGCUUGAGCAUCUUGCAACGAAGUCUGGACGGGAGAACUAUUGGAAAAGCGUAUUUCCUUUUGUGUCUCCCAAAACCAUGUAUCUUUCAGAUUCCCAAGAUGAGUGCUUUGAAUAUGUUCCGAUCCUAGAAACUAUAAAAGCAGUUGCUGGGGUGCGCAAGCUUUUUGGAGAGUUCAAAGAAUCAUGUUCAACCCUCUUGCAAGACAUAUCUGAUGGCAGCUAUUUCAAAGAGCACAGCAUAUUUAGAAAUGCCAGCACCAAAAGAUUAUUGGCCAUUCAGCUCUAUUUUGAUGACUUUGAAAUCUGUAACCCCCUAGGAAGCAAACGUGGAAAGCAUAAACUUCUGGCUGGGUACUUAACAAUCUUAAACCUUCCACCACAAUCGCAGUCAAAGCUAAAUGAUAAAUACCUUGUAAUGCUUGCAAGGACAUUCCUUGUGACCAAAUUCACUCUUCAUAAAAUUCUUGAGCCACUUCUUAAAGAUCUGCAGCAACUAGAAGCAAAUGGCAUUGAGCUUAACGGAGAAAUUGUGAAAGGCUCGCUUUUGUUUGUGAGCGGUGACAACCUAUCAAGCCACCAACUUGGUGGUUUCCGUGAAUGUUUCUCAUCUGGCCCUAUCUGCCGGUACUGCAUGGCAACCAGAAAUGAAAUUAAUGACAAAUGGCAUGAAGAUGACUUUGUUAUUAGAACAAAGGAAAUGCAUGCUCGUCAUAUUCAACUCAUAAAGCAAGAUCCAACUCUCUCUAAUACGUAUGGUGUUACAGGUGAAAGCUGUCUAAGUGCUCUUCAUUCUUUUGAUGUGACUCAAGGCUUGCCACCAGACGUUAUGCAUGACCUUUAUGAAGGGGUCAUCCCAUUUGUCAUGAAGCAUGUCAUCCAGCACAUUGUAUCAAGUCAGCUUCUAACUCUAGACCAGCUGAAUGAGCGGCUUGCCAAAUUUCCUUUUCAAGGAGGGGACAAAAAGUCUAGACUGCCUCCCCUGUCACGUGCAGCAGUGUUUGGGAGAACAACCAUCAAGGGGUCAGCUGCUGAAAAGCUCUGCUUUUUUCGUUUUUUCUCUCUGCUCGUCGGAGACAGUGUCCCACAAGGAAAUCCUGCCUAUCAAGUAUACCUCGAACUCCGUGCUAUAGUCGACAUUGUUCUUGCACCACAGGUGACUCGUGGUUCAGUUGCCUAUUUGAAGGUGCUUAUUGAGGACUUCUACAGUGCAUUUAAGGAAACUUUUGCAGAUGUGAGCAUUAUCCCAAAGAUGCACUAUCUGAUUCAUUACCCCAGCCUUCUACUUUUGUACGGCCCUCUUUCUAAACUGUCCUGCAUGCGUUUUGAAGCAAAGCACCAAUUUUUUAAGUCACUCACUAGGAAAGUACGCAACUUCAAGAACAUUUCUUCAACACUGAGUCGUCGACAUCAAAUGCAACUUAUGUAUGCCUUGACACAACCUCAAGAAUCACUGACUGUCAUAGGGAGCAAGAGACUAGAGCCAGACUCAUUACCUGACCUCUUGAAAGACAGACUUCAAGAACUCUGCCUGACUACAGCAGACGUGCACUGUGUGGAUUCUGUUACUAUUUCUGGAAGGAUGCUAAGUGUGGGUGCUGUCAUACCUUUGCUUGUACCAGAUGAUGACCUUCCCGAGUUUGCUAAAGUGGCACUGAUUGCAGUUUGUGACCUCAAGUUGUUUGUUUUUGCCACCAUUCUUGACACAAAGUAUUUUGAUGAACAUUUUCAUGCCUUUGUUGUAGAGAGCACAGCUCAUAAUGUCGUAAUUGAAAAUGUUCAGCACUGUGGGGAAUUUUAUGACCUGCUGUACAUGUACAAACAGGGAGGCAAUAACUAUGUUAGCCCUCGUUAUGCUUUCCUCACAGAUUCAGAUGAGUAACAUGCAGCAGAAAAGCUCUAAACUUCUACAUUUCAUGCUCAUGUUUGGUUUUUCUGUAAGCAUGUUCAUUCAUUCAAAUAACUUUAUUGAGUGCCCUGCGAUUUGGUGGGGUGGGCCUGGACCCCGCCUAGGCACUGGCCAGGGGUUGUUGGCCCUUGUCGACUUCCUCGGUUUGUUGACCGGCCCAGAGUUGGUGCUGCAGGUCCGAGCUGAGCAACGCAGACUCCCAGCGCGCGCGCGGAGGUUGUCGCUGUUUAAGGCUGCACUACUGUUAUUGUGUAUUAUACCCUUACAUUCCCAUAGGAUAUGCUCAAGGGUGGCUCUAGAGUCGCAAUGUCUGCACUUGUCAACCAUGUAUAAAUCUGGGUGGUGCAUGACAGCUCGACUUGGAUAGGAUCUGGUUUGUAACUGCCGCCAUUCGACACUGUUUUCUGCCUAAUUUUGGGUGAGGCGGCGGGAAUGUGCGCCUCUGCAAUCUGUGGUGUUGUGUAAUUUCGUGAAAUCUGGUCGUUCGAUCUUCCCACUCCCACUCAUCAUUAGUUGGUGAGG